UUUUUUAUUUUUUAUUUCCAAAUCUAAACCCCCAAUUUACUUUCUCCCUCCUACUUUCAUUUUCCCUCUUUCUCUCUCCUAUGUGACCCAAAAUGAAACCCUAGCUACGUUGUAUCUUGAAAAGAAAAAAAAUCCCUAAUUUCUUGCUAAAUUCGUUAAAUCAAAUUGGGGCUUCCGCCGGAAAAAAGCUUAGAUUUAAACCCUAAUUCAACAAUAACGUUGAUCGCUGGAGAUUUUAUCAAGUGUGAAAUGAAUUUUAAGAUCUGAUUAGUUUGUACGGACAUGAAUGGUGGACAUGUAGGUUGGGGAUUUUGGGUUAUAAAUAGUAGACUGAUUGCAUGUUAAUGGAAGAUAGAGCAGAAAAGGUUCAUGGUACUGAAAAUGCUGAGAAGUCUAUGUCAUUGGAUGUGCAAAGGGUAUAUAAUCAGAGGCCCUGGGUUUCCGCUGGUAAAAAGCGUGGUUCCGGAAAUGGGGGUGGUAGUAGUGGUAGUGGUUUGAAACGUAAGCUUGAUCCUGAUGAUCAAAAUGAAACUAGGAAAAAGAGUAAAAAGGAGGUGUUGUUGAGUAGUUUGUCGCCUGGGAAGAAGAAUAAGAAGAGUGCCGGGGAAGUUUGUAAGAGUCGCUUGAACUCUGCUUCUGUUGACUCGGGCAAGCCGGAGUCACGGGAGGGUUCGAGAGUGGAUGGUGGCAGUGUUAGUUAUGGUGGUAUUUCUCUUAACUUGAAUGGUAAUGUUAAUAUACCCAAGCGCCCUCGAGAUUUGGUUCGGAGAAAGAAGGUUGAGGUUGAUCUUGUGUCGAAGCAGGGGGGGACAUCAAGUAGUAAAGCGAGUUCUGCUGAAAGAGAAGGCAAGUUAAAUGGCAAUGCAGGUGGUACCUUAUUACAAAAUGGCAUUGCUAAUGGGAAUUUUGCUCAGAAUGGUGAAUGUGAGGGUACUUCCAAUGGUAGUGUCACAGAAAAGGUGAAAAGAAAAAAUAAUUCUCAUGAUCAUAAAGAAAACAGGUCUAGCAGUCCUGACUUGCUUUGUAAUUUGAAAAGAGAUGAUUCUCAUUCCUCUCUAGGUAAUGGAAAUUCAGUGACUAGGAAAGCUAGAAGGGAUCAUAAGAAAAAUAAAGAUUCCAGAACUAGAAGUCCUGGGUUGACAGUUGAAGCUAAGCCAUCAUUGGAUGAGCCUAGUAGGAUCUGUGACGAUUCUCUGGAUGAUGAAGAGAAUCUUGAGGCAAAUGCAGCGAGGAUGCUUUCAUCUCGCUUUGAUCCAAGCUGCACGGGGUUUUCUACUGGAGGCAAGAGCUCUAAAUUGCCUUCUGCAAAUGGUCUCUCAGCGUUGAUCUCUUCCAGUGCAGAUUUGGUUACUGCACAUUCUAACUCUAGAGAUGAGUCAGAUAUUGAAUCUAGUGAUGCUGAAGCCAGGGUUCUACGACCGAGGGAGCAGCAGAAAGGUAAGGGGCUCUCAAGAAAACGACGCCAUUUUUAUGAAGUCUUUUGUAGGGAUUUUGAUUCUUAUUGGGUACUCAACCGAAGGAUUAAGGUGUUCUGGCCAUUGGACCAGAGAUGGUAUUUCGGUCAUGUCUUUGAUUAUGAUCUAGAGAAAAAACUUCAUCAUGUUAAAUAUGAUGAUCGUGAUGAAGAAUGGAUUGACCUUCAACACGAGAGGUUCAAGCUCUUACUACUACCAAGUGAGGUGCCUGGAAAAGGUGGGCGAAAAAGAUCAAGAGCACAUUCAAGGAAGAGGAAGCCUGUUGUUGAUACUGCUGAUAUAAAGGAGAAGGCUAAUAGCAGCUGUAUGGAGUCUGAGCCUAUUAUUUCAUGGUUGGCUCGAGCUAGUAACCACAAAUCACCACCCAUAAGGAAAAGAAAGAGAACCUUGCUCGGAUCUGCAAAUUCUCCAUCACCUGCCACCUCUGAAGGGAAAUUGGAGCCACGGGGAAGCCUGGAAGUGGGUUUUUCUGGGCGUGAUGCUGAUGACUUUGCUUGUAGUUCUGGGUUGCCAAACAAAUUAGGUGAUUCCUCAAGUGAGAGAAAGCCGAUUGCAGAGAACAUUCUUUCUAAUAAUGGUAGAGCUCCAAUAGUUUAUUUUAGGAGGCGGUUCCACAGAAGAGAACAGCCAUCUAUUUCUCUUGAAGGGGGCUUGUGCCAAUCAUCAGAGAAGCCUCAAGUAUUUGGCAAUGCAUCUGAUUUUGUUGCUGACAUGUCACUGUCAGUUGGUGAAUGUAGUCACCUUGCCUAUAGAUUGAGCAAUGACGAGCUCAUUUGGGACAUUGGUUGUUCAGGGUUGCUGAAGCUGAUUACUACAGUCACAAGUUUAAAGGUGUUAAACUUUGAUAUUAGCUUCCCUUUGCCAGUUUUGUUCAGCAACAUUGUUGGAUGGCAGAACUACACGUUCAUGCUUCAACGUGGUACUUUGAUCUCCACCUGGCCUCUGGUCAAUUUGGAGAUACUGUUCGUAGACAAUGCUGCCGGUCUGCGGUUUCUCUUGUUUGAAGGUUGCAUGAAGCAGGCAGUCUCAUUUGUUUUCUUGGUCUUGGCUGUAUUUUGUGCAUCCGAGCAGAAAGAAAGGCAUGAUGAUCAGCAGCUUCCAGUGACAUCAGUCAGGUUCCGGUUUUCUGGCUUGCAGUAUCUUGAAAAGCAGCUUGUAUUUACACUCUAUAACUUCAGUGAGAUAACAAAUUUCAAGUGGUUGUACCUUGACAGAAAGCUGAAGAAGCACUGUAUGCUUUCCAAGCAACUGCCACCAUCUGAAUGCACUUAUGAUAACAUUAAGUUACUCCGAUAUGGUUCAAAUCAGUGGAAAUUGACCAAUGUUCCCCGGAAACCCUCUUCAGUGAUGAAUCUAAAGAAAAGAUCUAAACAGCGUGGAACAAGAUUUUCUUCUAGGCAGACUGCUUGUGUCAAGCUGAGCCGACUAGCUUUUGAUAGUGACGAAAAACAUGGAAGACCUCCUGCUUUUGCUCUUUCAUUUGCUGCUGCACCUUCAUUCUUUCUUAAUCUGCAUUUGAGGCUACUAAUGGAGCGCAGCAUUCCUUCCUCCAGCUUUAGGGAGCAAGAUCCUUUAUAUUUGAUGGAUCAUCCUGAUAACGAGGAUGGAUUAGUGGGUGUUGACAGGUUUCCAGUUAAUGACAAUUCUGUGUUGUCUUCACUUACAGUGGGGAGUAAUUCACAUGUCUUGUCAAAUGGUAGAGUUGAGUUAGAUUCUUGUCCAAACGUUGAUCUUGGGGUCAAUAAUUUCUCUGUGGAUCUUGCUGAAGGAAUGGCUGCUAAUUCUUCGCACAGCUCUUUGGUUUCUCCAGAGAAUGAGGCUGAUAGCAUGCUUCAGCCGGAAAAAGGGAAAGCUCAGCUAAUUGAAAGUAAGCAAAGUCUAUUAUCAUCACAGCCAUUAGAUGCCAAGCAUCUAUAUACAGUUGACAACAAGGUGAAAGGCGGUCCGCUGAAUGGCAUGGCCGUUGACAUUCAAUCAUCUGUUUCGGUCGAAAGGAAUACUGAUGCUGAUAUUCAAAAUAUUCAAAACUCUAUCGAUUUACCUUUGGAUACCAAUGAUGGGAUAUGCAGUCCAAACCUUAGUGCUUCUCAACUUAUGUGGAAUAAGAGUAGAAUUGGUAAUUCAUGUUCUUCAGCUUCUGCAAGUCAUUCCCCAGGCUGGAUUGACAGGAAACAAGACUUUCUCCGCAGUGGUUUUGGCAAUGGACCUAAGAAGCCACGAACUCAAGUUUCAUAUUCUCUGCCAUUUGGAGGACAGGAUUAUAACUCUAAGAACAAAUUUCAUCAGUCAAAAGGUUUUUCUCAUAAACGCAUCAGAAGAGCUAGUGAGAAAAAAACAUCUGAAGCCUUUGGGACUUCUCAAAAGAAUAUGGAAUUGUGUUCUUGUGAGGCAAAUGUUUUGGUUAUUGUGGGAGAUCGAGGGUGGAGAGAAUAUGGGGCAAGGAUUAUGCUUGAGCUUUUUGAUCACAAUGAGUGGAGGCUUGGUGUUAAAAUUUCAGGGGAUACCAGAUAUUCUUACAAAGCGCAUCAGUUUGUGCAACCUGGAACAACAAACCGCUACACUCAUGCUAUGAUGUGGAAAGGAGGAAAGGAUUGGACUCUGGAAUUUCCUGACCGUUCUCAGUGGGCUUUUUUUAAGGAGAUGCAUGAAGAAUGCUAUAAUAGGAAUUUCCGUGCUGCUUCUGUGAAAAAUAUUCCCAUUCCAGGGGUUCGUCUGGUUGAAGAAAAUGAUGAUAAUGUACCUGAAGCACCGUAUGUUCGACCUUCUCCGAAAUACUACCGACAGGUGGAAACUGAUAUUGACAUUGCUAUGGAUCCAUCCCGUGUUUUAUAUGACAUGGACAGUGAUGAUGAGCGGUGGAUCUUGGAACAAAGAGCCUUAGAUUUUAAUGGAAGCGGCUGUUGGGAUGUCUCUGAUGAAAUGUUUGAGAAGACUAUUGAUGUACUUGAGAAACUUGCAUGUGCUAAACAACGUGAUGACUUCAGCUUGGAUGAAUUGGAGGAGGCAACGACUGAGGUUGGGCCAAUAGAAGCAAUUAAAAUCAUUUAUAAGCACUGGAGUGAGAAACGACGGAGAAAGGGAAUGCCUUUGGUCCGCCAUUUACAGCCUCCACUCUGGGAAAAGUAUCAGCAGCAAGUAAAAGAAUGGGAGCAAUUGAUGGCAAAGAGUAACCUGGCCCUCACCAGUGGAUGCCAAGAAAAACCCUUGACUAUUGAGAAACCUCCAAUGUUUGCAUUCUGUUUGAAACCGCGAGGAUUGGAAUUGCCGAAUAGGGGGACAAAACAGAGGUCACAAAAGAGACUUCCAGUUGGUGCACUGAGCAAUGGAAUUCCAGGAGACGCUGAUGCUUUUCAUUCUAUGGUUGGACGCAGAUCAAAUGGGUUUGCUUUAGGGGAUGACAGAUCUGUCUACAGUGCUUAUAAUCAAGGGCUAUCUGACUCUUCUCCUGUCCUCCAGGGAUCAACAAGGAUGUUCUCUCCCAGGGAUUCCGGGACUGGGGGGUACUUUUCAUUGAGUAGUGAUGGGUAUGAGAGAAAUCAUUACCCGAAACUCUAUAGAAACAAGUCCAAGAAGUUGUGCUUCAUACCAUCCUCUAGUGAUCAUCAGCCAUUUUCUUCCUACAGCCAGAGAACUCCAGGCAAGAGAAGUUCAGUUCAAUUAUGGAAUUCUCCUGAGUGGCCCAGUCAAAUGCAUUUCCACCCAGAUGAGUUUCCCAGGCACAACUUCGAGCAACUGGAUCCGUCGGAGCUGGAUGAGUUUAGAUUGCGAGAUGCAGCAAGUGCUGCUCGACAUGCCGCCACCGUAGCAAAGAUGAAGAGGGAAAAUGCUCAAAGAAUGCUUUGUAGAGCUGAUCUGGCUAUGCACAAAGCAGUGGCUGCUAUCAUGACUGCUGAGGCAGUUAAAGCUUCAUGCGGGGAGGAAAAUAUUGAUGCUCAGAUGAGUGGGUGAAGCCUUUUCUGAUUUGCAGAGCUCUUUUUUCACACGGGAUUUCGACUCCCAAAUGUAUCAGGAGAUGUACUUGAUGGUUGCGAAAAAGAUCUGGCUUUGUUCUCCUGAUAACUGGAAUUUGUAGAUACAGAAGUCCUCUAACGUGCUAAAAGCUGACUCAGUGGGGUGCAUGAAACUUCUCUUUUUUCCCAGAGACGCCAGGCUUUUCAGCUCACUAGAUUUUUACCGAGGUGGUAUCAUUGAGUGGUUUGCUGUUAGUUUGCCUGAAAAGUCUGAAACCCCCCUCUUGUUUGAGCAGGUAAUGGGUGCAUGAAAUUUUUGUUGCCGUUGUACAGAAAUUUUCUUUUCUUUUCUAUUUCUUUCUAUAACCUUUAGUUUAGCAUUAAAGGAGCGUGCUAAAUAAUAGAAUACACUCCUUGAGAUGUUGUUAGAACAUCUGAUUGGUUUCCAUCAGCGGUUGUCUUAUUAUCCAGAGCACUAUAUAGGAAAAUUAUAUCCAGAGGAUAGAGAAUUGUAAGUAAAUGCUUCGAAAGUUGAAAAAUAUAUGAGAGGCCAAGUAUCCAUUGCUUCUCUUUUCAUA
Molecule: messenger RNA, 6003 nt
Organism: Spinacia oleracea (spinach)
Lineage: Eukaryota; Viridiplantae; Streptophyta; Magnoliopsida; Caryophyllales; Amaranthaceae
Exons: 5
Coding region: 339-5423 (1694 amino acids)
Biological process (GO): regulation of transcription by RNA polymerase II
Cellular component (GO): NuA4 histone acetyltransferase complex
Source: RefSeq, a predicted model, not a curated record